GGAGCAAAGAAAUCAGAAAGUAUUCACAUUUAAAAAGCUGAAACAUCAGAAAGCGUGUUUUGAAUAUUGGAAAAACAACAACACUCAAACCGAUUAUCAAAACAGUCAUUUCAUAAUAAUUAAUAAUAUAAAGAAUAAUUGUUGCAACCCUAGUUUCUACCAUUUUUAAUGAAAUGUCUCCGACAUUCUCAUGGGCUCAGCUGCUUCUUUUCAAUGGGGGAACAGCAGUCAAUGGACACAACAGCACUAUUUGCAUACAGAAGAAGACAAAGACACCCAAUUAAGGCAUCUGAAAAAAGAGAGGACAGUAAUAAUAAUCUGGAGAAACAUAUUUAAAACAGCCUAACAGGAGACCAUUAAAAACUAGAUGUGUCCAUUGACUUUUUUAAAUCUGAUACUCCUGCCUCCGAGUCAUACAAUAGUGUGUGGAUUCCUACGGAAAUGAAACAAGACAAGACGUGAAAUGCAGUUCCUGCAGUUUGUUAGAAUACAGGAAGCUUGUUACCGUUUAAGGACCUCAUUAUAUUUGGUGUUGGAGACAAGGUUGUGAGGACAGGAAGCAGGUGGUUUUAACAAUGGCUCUGCGACGUUUUGACUUCAAGGAGUAAACGAGCCUCAGAUACAAAAUCCAGGUCAAGCUCUGAUCUGGUGCAAAUUUCACCGAACAGACCAGCGCAUCCAUCAAAGAAACAGGAUGUGUGAACGGUUGGUUUUCCCCCGUAAGUCCUUCCUGCUGCUUCAUAUUUUGGGUAUGACCUUGGUGACAACCGCCUUCCCUCAGCAUCAACUACCUCUCAGAAGAAUGGAUGAAUCAGAGGAGUCCAAGCAACAUGACUGGGAUGUUCUCUUCCCUUCCAUCGCCCUCCGUGAUUGGAGCGUUCAAAUGAUGUCGGCGCCCAGCCUCAGAUCAGCAGCCGACAGCAAGGCAGGACUGAUGAGGAAGGCAUGGCUCUUUGCUCCUGUGAGGGCAGAGGCAGGGAUGGCAAAGGCGUGGCCUUCCGAGUGGUCGUCUCAGGGAGUCGGGACGGUGAAGAGGAACAUGGUGGUCGCUGAUGACACCGCCUUCAGAGAGAAGAGCAAGCUCCUCACCUCAAUGGAGAGACAGAAGUGGCUCAACUCCUACAUGCAGAAACUACUGGUGGUUAAUUCUUCAGGAUGAUUUAGUCUUUGCAGUAUUUUUUUUUACGUUACACAAACCAAUUUUCUGGGUGAUUGCUCAACAUACCAAACACAUAGGGCAGACAUUAUCAGUCAAUAGUACGGGCCUCACAAUUUAAAAAGACAUUCUUGUAGUGCUGACUUUGUUUCCAAGAAAGCUAAAUAAACACAACAGAAAAAUGAAAAUAACUGCAUUUCAAUGUAAUGGAUGAAUAAAGAUGCAUAUGUUUUCAAUGGAUGUAACUUGUAUUUGGGUCCAGUCACCAAUUCUGAUGUCCUGAAAGUAGGGAUGGGCAAUAAUUCAACAACAUACUGCAUAUCACAACAUAUUUUCAUCAUUACCAACACAGCAAGGUUGAAACAUUUAUAUAAUUUACGCACUGUGCAAACAUACUUUGAGACAAAAUAGAUAAUUGCAGUGAAUAUUUUCCUUCAGAUGUGUGAAAUUUUUUUCUGUGUAUGUACAACAUUCCUGUUUGUGUACUUAACAAAUGAGAUGAAAUAAAAAAAUAAAAACCUUUU
This is a messenger RNA of Solea senegalensis (Senegalese sole), 1680 nucleotides long. RefSeq names its product parathyroid hormone 2 (gene pth2). The record is from RefSeq and is a predicted model, not a curated record. Gene Ontology annotation, cellular component: extracellular region. NCBI's taxonomy places the organism in Eukaryota, Metazoa, Chordata, Actinopteri, Pleuronectiformes, Soleidae. The transcript has 5 exons. Gene Ontology annotation, biological process: neuropeptide signaling pathway. The coding region runs from base 695 to 1159 and encodes 154 amino acids.